CUCCUGGCCUUAUCCAACCUCUCUCCUGGUCUCCCGUCCUCCUCACACCCAUCUCUUGGCAGGUGCUGUCCCUGGGUGCUGAUGUCCUCCCCGAGUACAAGCUGCAGGCACCACGCAUCCACCGAUGGACCAUCCUGCACUACAGCCCCUUCAAGGCCGUGUGGGACUGGCUCAUCCUUCUGCUGGUGAUCUACACAGCCGUGUUCACCCCUUACUCGGCCGCCUUCCUGCUCAACGAGGAGCAAGUGGAGGAGAAGCACUGGGACUGCAGCUAUUCCUGUGACCCACUCAACAUCAUUGACCUCAUCGUGGACAUCAUGUUCAUCGUGGACAUUGUCAUCAACUUCCGGACCACCUAUGUCAACAUCAACGACGAGGUGGUGAGCCACCCCGGCAAGAUCGCCAUCCACUACUUCAAGGGCUGGUUCCUCAUCGACAUGGUUGCUGCCAUCCCCUUUGACCUGCUCAUCUUCCGCUCCGGCUCUGAUGAGACCACCACCCUCAUUGGCCUCCUGAAGACCGCCCGGUUGCUGCGCCUGGUCCGCGUGGCCCGCAAGCUGGACCGGUACUCCGAGUACGGAGCAGCCGUGCUCUUCCUCCUCAUGUGCACCUUCGCCCUCAUCGCCCACUGGCUGGCCUGCAUCUGGUACUCCAUCGGCAACGUGGAGCGGCCCUACAUGGAGCACAAGAUCGGCUGGUUGGACAACCUGGGCGACCAGAUCGGCAAGCGCUACAACGACAGUGACCUCUCCUCCGGCCCAUCCAUCAAGGAUAAAUAUGUCACUGCUCUCUACUUCACCUUCAGCAGCCUCACCAGCGUGGGGUUUGGCAACGUCUCACCCAACACCAACUCCGAGAAGAUCUUCUCCAUCUGUGUUAUGCUCAUCGGCUCUCUGAUGUACGCCAGCAUCUUCGGCAAUGUCUCCGCUAUCAUCCAGCGCUUGUACUCGGGCACAGCCCGCUACCACACACAGAUGCUGCGGGUCAAGGAGUUCAUCCGCUUCCACCAGAUCCCCAACCCCCUGCGCCAGCGCCUGGAGGAGUAUUUCCAGCAUGCCUGGUCCUACACCAAUGGCAUCGACAUGAACGCGGUGCUGAAGGGCUUCCCUGACUGCCUGCAGGCAGACAUCUGCCUGCACCUCAACCGCACGCUGCUCCAGAACUGCAAAGCCUUCCGAGGAGCCAGCAAAGGCUGCCUGCGUGCCCUGGCCAUGAAGUUCAAGACAACUCAUGCACCGCCCGGAGACACCCUGGUGCACUACGGAGAUGUUCUCACCACGCUCUACUUCAUCUCCCGGGGCUCCAUCGAGAUCCUCCGGGAAGACAUUGUGGUGGCAAUCUUAGGGAAGAACGACAUUUUUGGAGAGCCCAUCAGCCUGUACGCCCGCCCAGGGAAGUCCAAUGCUGACGUGAGGGCUCUCACCUACUGCGACUUGCACAAGAUCCAGCGGGAGGAUCUGCUGGAGGUCCUGGACAUGUACCCAGCCUUCUCUGACAACUUCUGGAGCAACUUGGAGAUCACCUUCAACCUGCGAGAUGCAGACAGCGUUCCCCGCUCUCCGCUCAGCGAGGAGUACGACUGCACGUACCGGCGGGUGCGCCGGAGCAAGCACUCCCUGUGCCAGCCCAACAAGCCUGACCCUGACACGGGCAUCUCUGAUGCAGAGCAGUAUCACACCUACUCAGAACUCACCAACCCGCAGGACCCGCUGAGUAAGGACCAGUGGGACGACGUGGGCAGCAGCACCACCCCCUGCUCCCAGGCCAGCGACGACGAGGCCAAGACUGGCAGCCCUGCGGAGGCUGAGCCCUUCCCCACAUCCAAAAAGGAGGGGUUUGCGCUGCCCACACUCAGCCUCGUCACCACGGGCGCCGGCAGCACAGAGGUCGGCAAGCAGGCAGCGGAGAGCAGCCAGUCCUACGCAGCCACCCCCCUGGACAUCCCCAACAUGUUCUCCUUCUGGGAGGACCGAAGGCCGAACCACCACCCAGAGCCUUUGCAACACAUCUCCUUGGUACACAGCUCACAGGACAUGCCCCUGCACAGCGACUACAGACCAGGACAGAUUGAGUCCAGGCUGGAGCUCCUGCAAGCCCAGCUCAGCAGGCUGGAGUCCAGGAUGUCAUCAGACAUCAAUAUAAUCCUCCAGCUCCUGCAGCGCCAGCUGUCCCAAGUGCCACCCGCGUACAGCCCCAUCUCGCCGUCCUCCCACAGCCUGGCCAUGUACAGCAUCCUCCCGCGGAGCCUGGAGCCGCUCACGCCCGGAGCGCCCCCGGAGCACCAGGAGCCCACUGCCCCAGAGCAGAGCCCGAGCUACGCGGAGGUAGAAAAGUUCCACUUGAAAUCCAGGGACUCCUCAUCAAGCAGGAUGCACCUCACUGCGGCACCUGACAAAACCAUGGUGGUCUACCCCAAGCAGGAGCACCAGUCCUCACCUCUCCCAAACCCAGAGCCUCCCCACCAAAGGGCACCAAACACCCAGGGACUGUGUCGGGGCUCUCGUUUCCCUUCCCUCCCUGAGCACUUGGAGGCAUCUUCCGAGCACCAGGACAUUCAGAGACACCUCUCCGACCCAGUGCUUCCUGGAAGUUAG
Messenger RNA from Nestor notabilis (Kea), 2594 nucleotides. Its product is annotated as potassium voltage-gated channel subfamily H member 2-like. NCBI's taxonomy places the organism in Eukaryota, Metazoa, Chordata, Aves, Psittaciformes, Psittacidae. Gene Ontology annotation, cellular component: membrane. The annotation marks the transcript as partial. The record is from RefSeq and is a predicted model, not a curated record. The transcript is spliced from 10 exons. Gene Ontology annotation, molecular function: inward rectifier potassium channel activity. Gene Ontology annotation, biological process: membrane repolarization during action potential; regulation of ventricular cardiac muscle cell membrane repolarization; potassium ion transmembrane transport.